AGCCAAUGCGGGUCACCAACAUUUGAAAAAGAACUGCGUCAGCAAUUGGAAAACAUGAGUCGUGUUAUCAAGUCCAAGGAACGUAAACAAUUACAAACAUGCCGGGACCAUAAAGCUUUACAGACACGUUUUGCACGCCAAGAAAAUCUACUGCACACACUGCAGCAAGAGAAUAAAGCUCUGCUGUUACGUGUGCGUCAAUACGAACACUGUUUAGAUGAUGUUAUGCGUAAAGUAGUGGAUGCUAUUGUGGCCGAAGACAAUCUACGUGAAGAGGUGGCGCUUUUAAAGGGGCGCGUUAGAGAUUUAGAAGCACAAAAUGCAGCAUUAUCGGCUAGUCCCGCUAAGGGACGUGAUGAGGGUUAUUGUACUAUGAGUAGCGGACAACCACAACCCUCGAAUGGUCAUUUAGAAGAUUUACCUGAAGAGCCGGAACAGUGGCUACUGCCGGCUGAACCGUGUUCAACGGAAAUGGAAGACUGGAGUAUGUCGCAAGAAGAAUUGGCUGUGAUAACAUUAGAUGAAGAUCGUGAACUGCAACAACAACAACAACAUCAACAACAUAGAAGGCAACAAAAACUGAGUGAUCAUGAUUGGAUAUGGAACUCAACGGAUUUGCUCAAUUCGACAAUGGUGGAGACCGAUUCGGUGGGUGAUAAUAUAUCACAAUUGUUGCAGCAAAAGAUUAUUUACUCAGAAGAUGAGGAGGUGGCCUGUACAGAAUUUACCAAUGAUUUCUACAAGCUGGUGAAUAUACGUUCCAGUUCCGCACGCAGUCUUUAUUCUUAUAUCGAAGGUGACACUGACGACGAAGAUGAUGAUGAGGAUGACGAUGAUUCUGAGGAUGAAGACGAGGAAGAUGAUGGCAAUUCUAGUUUAUCACCCAGUCAUAAACGUUUACGCUCAAAAGUUUUAAAAUCCCGCCAAAAACAACCCAGUCCUACCCCCAGUGAGGCUGGUAGGGCUCAAGUAACCAGCUGUUCCUCUAGUGAAACUGAUGAUUUCUCCCAUUGUACCACUCAUCAGGAAAUCACACUACAAACACUUAAAGAAAACGAAACUAUAGGUGAGGAGGCUGUUGAAAAUGAAGAAGAACACACACUUGAUCAGCAUAGUGAUAUAGAAAUUGAAGAGGUGCAAUUGGAGGGCGAACUGCAAACACCGCCCCUGAUCAUAAUGAAUCAUACCAAUCAUCAGCGACAUUUAAGUGAACAUAUGACCGAAAAAGAGUGUAUAGAGCAGAUAAUUAAGACAGAAUUGAGCAGAACACCCAGACAUAAACUAAUGAAAUCUCAGUCGACCAUCGAGGAAAGAGAAACCAAUAAUAUCUUAAGAAAUCGUCAGCAGCAAAACGAUAAACUAUCGCAGGUGGUUAGAAGUGGUAGUGUAAACGGUAAUUUAGUUACUAAGGCCAGAUAUCAAGAAAGAAUACAGAAUUCUAAUAAUUCCUGGAGACGCAGCAAUGGCUGGAAAAGGGUUAUAUCACCCUCUCAUUCUCCUACGGUAGCCUCUCCUAAAAAGGAACUUAAAACUUCAGACUUAAAAAGUCCCCCUAAGCCAACACCCACACGCAUACCCUCAUGCAAGCCAACUUCCACAGCACCCAACAAUCAACAGCAAAAACUCUCCACAACUACUGCCCCACAUCUCCAGAAUUCUCAACAAUCUACACGUAAAUCGAAAAUUCCUCCACCCGUUCCCGUACGUCGUUCCUAUGCUAGUUAAAUCUUAUUAUAAAAGACUUGUUAAAUCUCAAGAAAUUAAUUCUUUGGAGGUGUUUUUCCUUCCCCCUGUAAAUACCAUAAAAAUACUGGAGAAAUAAAGUGCGUCAUAGUUUAUAAGUUUAUAAUGAUAAGUCCGAAAAACAAAAACAAAAAAACAUUUAUUAAAAAAAGAC
Messenger RNA from Lucilia sericata (common green bottle fly), 1897 nucleotides. Its product is annotated as myb-like protein V. The annotation marks the transcript as partial. The record is from RefSeq and is a predicted model, not a curated record. NCBI's taxonomy places the organism in Eukaryota, Metazoa, Arthropoda, Insecta, Diptera, Calliphoridae. The transcript is spliced from 5 exons.